Molecule: messenger RNA, 1914 nt
Organism: Amphibalanus amphitrite
Lineage: Eukaryota; Metazoa; Arthropoda; Thecostraca; Balanomorpha; Balanidae
Exons: 1
Coding region: 181-1647 (488 amino acids)
Source: RefSeq, a predicted model, not a curated record
UCAUCAGCCUGAGGGCUCUUUCGCAGUCAGCUGUUGGAUGGCAAAAAUCAUCGGCCAUCCAACGGCGAAGCGUGGUUCCGUUGCGUGGUUCUGUGUUAGUGCGUCUGAGUUUCGUGUGUUUUUUCGUACGUGUACCUGAGGAAGACUUUUGCGAAAUAUUUUGCUCUUGCUGUGGUCGAUAUGGAUCAGUUAGAUAUCCAAAGGUACCAGAAGAAGUUAAUAUGUGACGGGGUUCGUCUUCCGGAUCCCCUUAGCGUGCCUGAUGGCGACUGGAAAGCCGACCUUUGUCUGCUUCCCAAAGUCACGUUUCCAGACAUAUAUGUCUAUCUCAUUAACUCAGAGGGCAGCUUUACAUCAGAGAACCUGAAGGCAUACAAGUCUCUAGCUUCCUGGGACUUGUUCAAGUCUGGGCACGUGGGGAAGUUGGAGGUGUUCAGACCUGGGCCCAAUCUGAAGUUUAUCAGAUGCGAAGUGCGGGCUAGCCAGAAGGCCAGUGUGAAGUAUCUGACUUGGGUGCUCUGCAGCGAUGAUGGGACUGUGAAGGCUGCACAUUGCUUGUGCAAAGCUGGCCUUGGUGAAGUGUGCAGUCAUGUCGCUGGCACUUUGUUCAAGAUGCAAACUGCAGUGAUGAUGGGUCUAACGGAAAAGAGCUGCACCAGCAAGGCCUGUGAAUGGAACUGCCAAUUCAAGAAGAAGGUUGAACCGAGCACAAUGGCCUCAGUCAGCAAUGAAGCUGGGCUCAACAUGCCUCCAGCAGUGCAAAGGAAUCCGCAAGCUGACACGAUCGUUCAGCAAGAGCUCAUGAAAUUGCUGGAGUUUCAUGACUGUGCUCUGGCGUCAUCUUUUCCAAGUGAUGCUCUCCCAAAAAAGCAAGACGGAGAGCUGCCAUAUCCUCUCCACAAGGCCAUGGUCACACUGAAAAGGCAAAUGGAGCAGGGUAAAACUCUUUCACCAGAGUAUUGCCUGCAGUUCCUGUCGAAGCUGCCGAAGAUGUACCCAGAUCACCUGCUAAGGAACCUAGAGGCUGCAACAGUGGCUCAGAGUCAGUCAGCAGUAUGGAAAGGCCACAGACAUGGUCGGCUGACUGCCUCAGUGUUUGGUGAGGUGGUGCACCAUGUGAGAGGUGGUCGCAAAAGCAGUUCGCUUGUCGACAAGGUGAUCUGCCCUCCAAAACUGUUGCGCACAGAGGCUGUGCAGUGGGGCAUCAGACAUGAAGAUGCAGCAGUGGAAGCAGCCCUCGAGACCAUCAAACUCGUGCACACAGGUCUGAAGGUGAGAAGGUCAGGGCUGUGGGUAUGUAGUAAAGCACCAUACCUGGCAGCUUCCCCAGAUGGCAUCUUGUCAUGCGACUGCUGUGGGGAGACUCUGUUGGAGGUGAAGUGCCCCUUCAGUGUGAGAAACGGUGUUCCCCAAGAAGCGUCCUUCUUGGACGAAAACCUCAUGCUGAAGGAUGACCACAAGUAUAUGUAUCAGCUACAGGGGCAGAUGAUGGUGACUGGAAUGCAGUGUGUGUUCUUCUGUGUGUACGUCCCAGGUCAGGAGCCACAUAUACUGUGCAUCCAGCGGGAUGAGAGUCAGAUUUAUGAUAUGUGCCAGAAGCUGGAAAAGUUUUAUGUCACAGAAGUCAUGCCACAUCUGGUGUCGUAGGACACUGGACAGGACCAUGUACUGACUAGUGAGCUUUACCUACCUCAAUUUGAAAGCUCCAGUUGUCCAGUGGAAUGUCAUAGCAAUGCUGCAAUGUUUGUCAGAGGCCUAGAGACUGGCUAAGUUGGCAGCUGAUUUGUUGCAAAAAUGUACAAUGUUAACAGUCAAGCUAGUAAGCUAGUGCAUUGUAGUUUGGGUUGAACAUUGUGGUACAGCUUUUCUGUUAAUAAAAUGUACUGUGGUCUGUGGAAACUUUUUGUCUUUGCC